CUUGCACCCAGCGCCACCAGCUGCCUAGCCCAGCGAGCAGAUGGGAAGUCGCGGCGAUUGAUUGUGGCUGGGGGCGGCCGCCGUGCCUGACGCCCCGCUGGGAAGGGGUGGGCGUCUGUUUGAAUUGAUCCGUCCUUGGUCGCUUGCCGAGUGCAGCUGUUGCAAUUGGGGGGGGGGGGGUCCUUUCGGCCACCUUGGCUGGGAUCAAUCCUGGUGGCUCUCGCACGGAGGGAGGAAAAUAAAGGAACCGGGGAAGCAUAAAUUCUGAAGGAAGAAGAUUUGCCUGUGACUACUUGAGGACAGUUGCUGAUAACUGAAGAACACAGCUGCCAAAAUGAAGCACUUCCUGAGGAUGCUCGUCCAGGUGUGCCUCUACUUCUACUGUAAAUGCUUGUGGCGCUGCCUGAAAUUUGUCGCGAGGAAACUGACAGGUCGGUGCGAGUUGCAGCGGAUUUGCUACAGCACAAAGCCUGGGGCCUGCAGAACUAUGAAAAUCGAAACGUCACUGAGGAGUUCGAAAAACAAGUUGCUGCAGAGUUCACUUAGUGUUCACCCAGAUGCAAUUGAAAAAACCAUAGAUGCCAUCAUGGACCUGAAGAAGAUUAAUCCGGAUGUAAACCCACAGCUCAGUGUAUCUCUGCAGGCCUGCCUCUUACAGAUUGUAGGGUACAGGAAUUUGAUUGCAGAGGUUGAAAAACUGCGCCGAGAACCAUAUGAUUCAGAAGAUUCUGGGCAUGAAGAAAUGCUCUUGAAGCUAUGGAAAUGCUUGAAACCCGAUUCCCCGCUAGAAGCUCGGAUUUCCAAGCAGUGGUGUGAAAUUGGUUUCCAAGGUGAUGAUCCUAAAACAGACUUCAGAGGCAUGGGCCUUCUGGGCUUAUAUAAUUUGUUGUACUUUGCCGAACAGGAUGCUGCCGCAGCUCAGCAGGUCCUCUUGGAUUCCCUUCAACCAAAGUACAGGGAAGUUACUAAAGAGGAUCUCAGCAAAUGCAGCAAGGCUGAAUGGGAGAAGAAAAAGUUUGAUAAAGCUAUUGGCUACUCUUUUGCUAUCGUUGGCAUUAACAUCACGGACUUGGCAUACAAUCUGCUUCUGAGCGGUGCUCUGAAAACGCACUUCUACAACGUUGCUCCAGAGGCUCCGACGUUAACCCAUUUCCAGCAAACCUUCUGCUAUUUGAUGCAUGAAUUCCACAAAUUCUGGAUUGACGAGGAUCCCCUGGACAUCAUGGAGUUCAAUCGGGUGCGGGAAAAGUUCCACAAGCGUAUCCUCAAACAGCUCCAGAAUCCAGAAAUGGCCCUGUGCCCUCACUUCGCUGCCUCAGAAAGCUUGAUCAACCUGUAGGUGUUGACUGGUUGGGUUUUGGGUUUGGUUUGGUUUGCAAACACUGCCUCAUUCACAUGUUAGGCCACCAUCCUAGAGAAUAAAAAAUCGCUCAUGUAUGGAAUGACCAUAGCGAUUGUAUGCAUGCUUCUUGGUGCAGUAUUUCAUCUCUCUCGUUCUCUUUUUGGCAUCUCUCCUCACAUUGCUCCUUUGGGUGGGGAGGGGCUUGUCAUGAAAAUGGAGUGCUCAUAUUGCGGCAUUUUGCAGUGUUAAACAUUCUGAAUUGACGUCCCUGUAUGAAGAAGUGUUUUUUUUUCUAUUUUUUUAAGUCACUUUUUCCUCUCCCUUCCCCAUUGCCCAUAUAAUUCAGCGUUUAAUUAAAGAACUGUCGUUCUCUAGCUGUGAGAUAUUUUUUUUUGUAUAUGUGGAAUAAUUUAGUGUAUUGUGAAAAAGCCUUUUAACUUAAUUGAUUUGGUUUUACGAUAGCUAAAAACACUUUAAAAAUGGUCAUGAUCCAGGCAAAGUUGAGCACUUUUGGAUACCUACUGAUUUUUCUUUUAAUGCCCUGUGCUUAAAUCUUUCCCAGUGAAAUGAAUGGGACAGAUAAAGGGUUUAACUUUGGAUGAAUCAUGCCCUGUCUUUGUACAUUAUUUAGGACCGUGUAUGUAACUUGGGCCUCAUGCAGGCAAGGUAAAUGAAAAGACGAAGCAUUUUUUCCUGUGCAUGCGCCAUGAAAAAAAUGAGAUUUAUGAUGCAAAUGUGGGAAUGAUUUUAACGUACGUGACAUUUAUAAUGAGGCAGCCGUGACAGUUCGGAAAGGUGAAAGUUGAGUGAAUUUUGAAAGCAUUCACUGUGUUGAUUGCCAAGAUCAGGAAAUGUACAGAUAGAUAAGUCAGGAAAGGAAGGUUUCCUCUUUUUUCAGAAGUUUGCAUAACAGGAGCACCACCAUAUUCAUACGUUCGUGACUACGUUGCAUUACGCUGCUUCGAAAAUGCAAGGUUGACAUGCUGCGUUACCGCAUGUCCUGAGUGCGACAUAGAUUGAUCGUGAGUGUCCUGGAUUGCCUUUGGAGAGGAGCAAAUUAAAAAAAAAUCUACAUUCUUACUUUCAACAUAUUGAACUUGAGCUUCGAGUUGUGAGCUCAGUUUCUGAGUGCUACGAGGAGUAAAUUAGCUAGGGAGAUUUAAAUAAAAUAGCUCAUCAUAAAAAAACGAAAGACUAGAACAAAGCGCUGCCUUGUUAUUUUUAAAAAACACCCCCCACACUCAGUCCACGUGGAAGUCUUCAACCCUGUUGAAAUGAGUGGAAGGUGUACAGGAUCGUGAUUUCAUUUUUAUUGGGCUUGAACAGAAGUCAGUCUUCUUGGAUUGUGCCCGACACUUCUGACACCAUGUGUAGACUGUCAAAAUAGUAUUUACCAUGGCAUUUCAUACCCAUGGUAUUUUUUUUACCUUCGGAAGCUUAGUAUUCUAGGUAGUUUGUGAAUUUGCUUGCAUAGCAAGAUUGAAUUUGAGGUAUUACCUAAUUAUUUGUGAAUUCCAUGAAUAAAGUCACUCUAAGAAUAAA
Messenger RNA from Sphaerodactylus townsendi, 2884 nucleotides. RefSeq names its product ELMO domain containing 1 (gene ELMOD1). Gene Ontology annotation, molecular function: GTPase activator activity. Lineage: Eukaryota; Metazoa; Chordata; Lepidosauria; Squamata; Sphaerodactylidae. The record is from RefSeq and is a predicted model, not a curated record. The coding region runs from base 335 to 1339 and encodes 334 amino acids. The transcript is spliced from 12 exons.